Messenger RNA from Durusdinium trenchii, 2819 nucleotides. Lineage: Eukaryota; Dinophyceae; Suessiales; Symbiodiniaceae. The record is from the annotation of a GenBank genome assembly.
CAAAGUCCUGAUUUGCCCCCGUCAACGCAAUAACUCCUCAGUGAGCUCGCUGCGUCGCGCACAAAGAUUGCCGACCAUGCUGGAAAGAUGCUCCAAAGCGACCAUAUUGACUCUCGCACUGCUGUCUACCUCAAUGAUUAUGAUACAGCGGAACUGCUUGGAGAGAGACCCUCAAGCCAGACCUACUUCAUCUGCCUCCCCUCAGCCUCCACAAGAGCAGCAGGCCGACAGACCCAGGCCCCUUCAGAACUCUCCGGCCGUGGCCGAGGUGUCAUGGACAAAGACCUGUCUCUUUACCAUCUCUGCCUUCAACAACUAUGGUUUCGUGAAGUCCUUCCUGGAUCGGGCCGAAGCCCUCAAUCCAGACAUCGAUUGCUUUAUUUGGGUUGUGGCAGACAAUCGCUAUGUGUGGACGACGGGUGGAGAUCCCACCCUGCCGGGCCAGAUUCUGGAUGACUUCCCCAAGAAGUGGCAACUGGUUUUGGUGGAGCAGCUCCAGCCCUACAUGAAUUUCAGUUUUAUGGAGCUUGCCUUUCGCUAUGACAUGACCUGUUUCAAUACAGCCAUCAAACCUCCCGCCUUCAAGUAUAUCUUUGAUCGCUACAAUGCGAGCAAAGUAUUGUACUUUGACAAUGACAUAUGGAUCAUGCAACCCCUGACGCAGAUUGUGAGCGCGUUGGAGAAGUACAGCCUUGUAAUCACUCCACACAUUACCGAAGAGAUCCCCCUUGAUGGUUUGCGUCAAGAUGAGCGUCAGAUCAUGUUGGCCGGGCAAUUCAACUUCGGUUUUGUAGCUGCAAGCCGCAGCAAAAGUGCCUUCAAGUUCUUUGACUGGUGGGGGCAACGCCUUCGCCUCUAUGGAUAUGCCGAGCCCAGCAAAGGGAUGCAUUUUGACCAGAACUGGGCGGAUUUGAUUGUGUCCUACUACCCGCAGGAGGAGUAUUUCAUUCUGCGAGAUCCACGCUACAACAUUGCCUACUGGAAUUUGCACUACCGGGGUGCCCACCUUUACAUGGAGAACGGACGGGUGAUGUAUGACUCUGAGCCAGCGGUUUUUAUGCAUUUUUCUGGCAUGUCCAGCCUUCUUGACUAUGACAUUGAAACCAUCUCGAGGCACCAGAACCGGUUCAAGAUGGUGCAAUUCCCAAACCUACGCCCUAUCUUCGAGAAGUACCUUGAGAUGUUGAAGGCUGAAGAUGCUAUGCGCUGGCGCCAUGUGCCAUAUGGAUUUGGCAUGUUCAAGGACGGAACGCCCAUUCCAUACGUCGUUCGCACCUACUUUGCCGAGAUCUUAGACCCCGUCAAUGCUGGCCAGGAGGCUUCGCGCUUAUUCCACGAAGUCGUGGCCUUUGAGGACCCCUUCAGUGUAGAUGUCACUCCCAAGGUCUCUCUUCUAUCUUGGAUGUUGCAGGGCGUCCAUCACUUGACGGUGGAGGCCAGUGCUCCGUACUGGGUCCCCGAGAUCGCCUGGCAAUUCCACCGAGCCAGGCCAGAUCUGAUGGCGGCCUUCCCCGAUCCCUUGGACCGUCACUGGGAGAGCUACCAGGCCUGGUUUCGGGUCCACGGCGUGCUCACGACCCAGUUCGUGGAGGCCGAGCGCAAACGGAGAAAGAAGAAGUUCAAGGGUUUGCCUAUGGGUGUGAACGUCUACUGCGCCCUCACCACCGACAGUGUCCUCGCCGACGUGGGCCAUGCUGUCCUGGUGGCCAUGGAGUCUGCAGAUCUGCCUACAGCGGCAGUGCUGUUGCCAGGUCCUAGGGAGCGGAAGACGACAGUGAAAACCACACGCAUUCCGACAUAUGAUGUCAACCUGUUUGUGGCCAGCGCCGGGGAUACAGAUGCCAUCGUCAAGUCGUAUCCAAGCAGGGAAUGGAAGAAACACCGCAACAUCGCAUACUGGGCUGAGGAACUGGAUGUUUUUCCCAGUGACUGGCUGCAACACAUGAAUCACUUCGAUGAAAUUUGGACGGCAUCAGACUUCGUCACAAUGUCCAUCCGGAACUCACCAGCGAAUGCUGGAACACCAGUCGUGACAAUGCCCUUGGGCAUAGAUAUAGAUUUGUCGAUAUAUGCCAAGGCUAGGGGGCGUUUCAAAAUUCCAGAAGGCACUCUUGUGUUCCUGGUGAUGUUCAACAGCGCUCAUCAGCUUCGAAACCCCUUGGCGGUGCUAGCUGCCUUUCGGGCGUUUCAGGCUGAUUCAGGCUCUUCCAACGUUCUUCUGGUGAUGAAGUGUGUGCGGCCUGAAGGGGAUGUAACGGAAUUCCAGCAGCUGGAACGGGAGGUGAAUCGAACAAACAAUGCUUUGCUGAUGACCGAUGCCCUGAGCCGGCAAGAGCUAUGCAGUUUGAUGGCCUCAGUGGAUGUCUUUGUGUCACUGCACACAUCUGCUAGUUCUGGGCUGGCUUUAUUGCAGAUGCUGAUGCUGGGAAAGCCGGUGAUUGGAGCAUCAUCAAGUAGCACUUCUGACUUCAUGUCCUUGAUUCCCGAGGAGCUGCAGUUUCUGCAGAUUCCACAAGACCUUGACCAAGUUGAUGCCUCUCAGCCAUCUAGCAAGGACAUCCAGAUGGUUGCUGAAGCAAUGAGCAAACUUAUGGCAGACAGGAGUCUCUUCGACAAAGCACGACGUGUGCUUGGGUCACUCUUUCGCAGGCAGUUUGAUCACAAAAGCCUUGGGAAAAGGCUGAGUUCCCGCCUCGGAGAUGUUAAGAGAAAAUCAUGAGCCUUUGGUAGCGACUCUUUGAGGAAGAGAACUGGUGACGUAAAUCGCACAAAUAUGCAUCACAAUGCAGAAUAGAUUCGGUCACAUGACAGGCCGCGGU